CUUUGAUCUCAAAAUCUAUAAAAGCUCAAUAACUUACAUACACAACCUCAUUUGUUUAAUUUCUCUGAAAAUCGUUCAGCGGUUCAGUGAUUUAACACUCUUUGACUUCAAGUCAAUUUCAACAAUGGAGAAAAAGAACGAAUUGAAAUACCUGAAGUGGAAGAUAUCCACGCUGACUCAUAAAUAUGACGAAGGACUUGAGUCCUGGGCAAAGGACUCUUCUGAGAAAAUCUCCACAAUAAAUAGUCUGAAAAAGGAAAUACAACAUCUAAAAGCAGAGGCAAAAGCCGCCAAGGACAGUGAGAGUGAACUAAAACAGAAAUUAGUUACCUGCCAGGCUAACAAUAAAAAAGUUGUCGAUCACUUGGAAAAAUCUCUCAAGCUCAAGAGCGAUAAAUGUGAUGAUUUCCUUCAGAUGCUAGUUAAAUCAGAGGAACGCUCCAAGAAAAUGUUAACAGAGGUGAAACUGGAGCAUGAAAAAAUGAAGUUAAACUACGAGUUAAGUAUGCAAGCAGACUUUGACAACAAACUGGCACAGAGUGACACUAUGUUAAAAAAGAAGGCAGAAGAGGUAAGAACCCAUCAAACUGAAAUAGAACAAAUUAAGAAAGAGUGCCAAGAGUUGGAAGAAAAGCUCAAAAAGGUUUUGGAAACUUUACAAAACGAGCGUAUUGAAAAUGCAGAAGAAAGAAAAAGAUACAUUAAUAUUGAAGAAGAGAAAAAAAAGAUAAGGAAGGAAGUUAUGCUUGAAUAUCGUACUAAAAUUCACAUCUUGAAAGAAAACAUUGAGGAGGCAACCCAAGAAAGCGUUAGGCUGGAAAAGGAGAUAAAAAUAAGAGAUUGGAAAAUGCAUGAAUUAAAGAGAACUUUGGAAGAAAAAAUCAAAACAGUCAAAGACAAAAUCAUGGAGGCAGCAGUUUUUAAGAAGGAGAAAGAUGAAGUAACAGAGCAUUUACAAAGUGAAAAACAUAAAAAUGCUCUUUUAAAAGUGCACAUACGAGAAGUGCUAGAACAAAACAAGCAUCUAGAGGACAAGGCGAGGCAGGAAAGGUCCAAGAACACAGAGUUAAUUGAACACAUGCAUAAAAUCGUAACCACAAAUGAUGACCUGAUUGAAAAAAACAGCUCUUUAAAAUCUACACUUAAGGUCUCUGAGACAAACACAAAAAGCUUGACGGAAAAGGUCCGCAAAUUAGAAAUCACUCUGCUAAGAUUUAAGGAAGAUCUAGUAGAGUGCAUGUCUGAGAUCACUGAGCCCAAGGAAUUAAAAAGCAAAAUCAUAGCUCUCAAAAGACGCUAUGUAGAUGAAGAUGAAAGUGUGCAGAUGGAUGCAAUCGUUAAGAUGCCGUAUCAACUAAAGAUUGAGUGUCUCACCACAAAGCUUGAGCACUGUGACAAGGUCAUGCAGAAUCAGUCCCAUAUGAUAAAGAUUUUGGAGGAGCAGAUUCAGCACAAGGAUGAAGAGUUAAUCAAGACAAGAAAAACCUACGUCAAAUUCAUUAAUGAGGAGAUUAGAAAGAUGCACUGUAUGAAACAGGAGCUAAAGGAAACCUCUCAACAGCUUCAUAAGGCAUCAAAGUCAAUACAGAAGAAAGUCAGAUCUUGGCUAAAUAAGAGAGUCCUUCAAAAAUCCGGUGUUCCCUCAAAUGUUGUAGAGGAAGACAUAACCCUUUACCCAGAUGACUGGCAGCCACCAAGCCUCCCAGAUAAUAGUAAUAUCAUAUCACCUGAGGAUCCCCCAACAGAUGAUAAUAUCAUGUCUGAGUCACGUCCUUGUACGGAUGACAGCAGUAUCACACAUGUGGAGCCUUUCAUGAAUGAUGGUCUCCCAAUAGUCAGCAUCUAAAACUCCCCUUAAUUAAGAAACCACCUCCAAAAUCAUCCUCCUCUUUUUUUCCUGGACAGCAGCACUAUGUCUCAGCGUCAUGGUGCUGCGUUUCUUAGCAGCAUGGUGGCUCUGUGUUUAGUGCUGUUUCCUCACAAAAGGUUUCAGUUCAGCCCAGUUCCCCCUGUGUGUGUGUCUUCAUAAACGUGUGACUAUGGGUUUACUCCGAGUGCUUCGGUUUCCUCCCAUACCACAACGAUGAUAUUAAAAAAAAAAAAAAAAACAAUACACGUGUAUAUAU
Scatophagus argus is the source of this 2126-nucleotide messenger RNA. Its product is annotated as cilia- and flagella-associated protein 57-like. NCBI's taxonomy places the organism in Eukaryota, Metazoa, Chordata, Actinopteri, Scatophagidae. The record is from RefSeq and is a predicted model, not a curated record. The coding region runs from base 125 to 1846 and encodes 573 amino acids. The transcript has a single exon.